AUGGAGCUCAAGCAAGUUUUCCCCGCGGGGAUGCGGGAAAUCGAAGAUCCAUCUCAGGAGAACAUGGAUGAUAUCAACCUGGCCCGCAUGGGAAAGCGUGCUGUGUUAAGGAGAAACUUCGGUUUGAUGUCAAUCUUGGGCUUCAGUUGCACGAUCCUUAUAACCUGGGAGGGUAUCACAGCUGGUGGUCCCGCCGGCUCGGUUUAUGCUUUCCUCUUCGUUUGGGUUGGUAUCACCGCGACCUUUUGCGUACUAUCGGAGCUGGUUUCAAUGGCUCCCACGGCCGGAGGGCAAUACCAUUGGUGCUCCAUGCUUGCACCUCCGUCAGCCAUGAAACUCUCUAGUUAUGUUACAGGCUGGCUUACGGUCAUCGGGUGGCAAGCCACUUAUGCAACAGCCAUCUACCUUAACGGGACAUAUAUCGCCUCAAUGAUAUCCUUAACCCACUCAGACUACGUUCCACAAGCAUGGCAUAUGACUCUAUAUUCCUAUGCGACCGCGUUAAUUGGGCUUGCCAUCAACUGUGUAGGAGGCAAGCUGUUACCCCGUUUUGAGGGCACCAUUCUUAUACUUCACAUUCUUGGAUUCUUUGCGAUCCUGAUCCCAUUGACCUAUCUGGCGGAGCACAAAAGUGCCAAAGAGGUCUUUACUCAUUUUAUUAAUGAAGGCCAAUGGUCGAGUCAGGGUCUGUCAUUCUUUAUUGGACUGAUUGGCCCCGUAUUUGCAUUUGCCGGUGGUGAUGCUGCAGUUCAUAUGGCGGAAGAGAUUUCCAACGCUCCCACCUAUGUGCCGAUCUCCUUGAUGCUCACUGUCUUGAUCAAUGGAACCCUUGGAUUUGCCAUGCUCCUUGCCUUGCUCUUCUGUCUCGGAGACAUUGACAAAGCUCUGAAUGAUCCCACGGGUUUGCCAUUUGUCGGCAUCUUUCUGCAGGCAACAGAAUCCAUACCCGGCACUGCAGUCAUGGCUUGUAUUAUUAUUGUGAUGUGCUUCUGUACUUCCGUCGGCAUGCUUGCAUCCGCUUCACGUCAAUUCUGGUCCUUUUCGCGGGAUCGUGGAAUCCCUGGUUGGAGGAUAUGGAGCCAGGUCACAACGCGCACAGCCAUUCCGACGUAUACUGUUGUGUUCACCACCUUGAUCUCGCUGCUCUUGAAUCUGAUCAACAUUGGCUCCGACGUGGCAUUCAACAGUCUGGUUUCUAUGUCUACGUCGGGCCUCUACCUAUCCUAUAUGGCCGUUGCUAGUCUGCUCCUCUACCGUCGUUGUACCGGUGGCAUCUUAGAUAGGAAUGCUGGAAACCGCGGGGGACGGGGUUCGGAGACUAAGAUCAACACAGCAGGGGCUCAGCUCGUCUGGGGUCCCUUCCAUCUCCAAGGGAUCUGGGGAAUUCUCGUGAAUACCUUCUCCCUGAUCUACAUGUUUAUUGCCACGUUCUUCAGCUUCUGGCCCCCUAAUAACCAUGCCGAUGUGCAGACGAUGAACUACAGCGUGGUCGGCACAAUUGGCACCAUCAUUCUAAGCCUCUUAUAUUAUUUCGUUCGUGCUCGGAAUGUUUACUCGGGACCCGUGGUGGAGGUAUAG
Molecule: messenger RNA, 1578 nt
Organism: Aspergillus alliaceus
Lineage: Eukaryota; Fungi; Ascomycota; Eurotiomycetes; Eurotiales; Aspergillaceae
Product: amino acid/polyamine transporter I
Exons: 7
Coding region: 1-1578 (525 amino acids)
Biological process (GO): transmembrane transport
Cellular component (GO): membrane
Molecular function (GO): transmembrane transporter activity
Source: RefSeq, a predicted model, not a curated record